GAACCAACAACUGAGUUAUAAUAUGAAAUAAAGAUAAUAAGGAUUGUGAACAUGGCUACAGCAGCGCCAACAGACAACCGAGUGUAUCUUUACCGUUUACUAACGCUUAACAUAGAUUACGGAACUGCACUCGUUAGGAAUUUAAUAGACGAUAAAUGCUUAAAUACUCCACUAAAAACCCUUCUGGCUCGCGAGAGAAGAGCUAUAAACAACCUGAGGGUAAACAGAAAAAUAACGAAGGUCCAGUUUGAUUUGUUGUAUCCACAAAGUGGCGAUCCUACAACCACGGAUUUCGAUCUUACCCUUGCUAUAUGCUUGCUGAGGAGCCUGAAACAUUUUGGUUUAAACCCUAGGUAUACCUGGAAUGUUACCCCUCAGCCAGGAGAUAUUUCACUUGAAGCAGAUUUAUGCCGCUUGCGGAUGUAUCGCAAUGAAUUUGCGCAUAUAUCGUCAACAGUCGGAAUUCAAGAGUCUGAUUUUGUUGCUAAAUGGGCCAUCAUCGAAGGGGCUCUGCACAGACUGAACAGCUUAGUACAAAAUCCUGUUCAGAACCUACAACAAAUUAUUGAUGAUUGCAAAACUGGUCCUCUUGAUCCUGAAGCAGAAAAAGAAAUAGAAAAGCAAAUAGAGACGAUGCAAAAAAUGGAGGAAAAAUUAGAAAUUGAAGUGCAAAAUAUAAAAAAUGAUGUUGCCGACGUAACGAAAAAUGUUAACAUUGUAUCUAAAGAUGUUCACAAACUAAAUGAAGAUGUUCAAGCAACCCACAAAAGAAUGGAUGAGCUGGAAAAGCAAAAGGAGUCAGAAGAAGUGAAGAAAGAUGUAGCAAAAGAGGUUGGCAAAGUAAAAGAAGAUGUUGCCGAAGUGAAGAAAGAUGUUGACGUAGUGAAGAAAGAUGUUGACGUAGUGAAGAAAGACGUAGCAAAAGAGGCUGGAAAAGUACAAGAAGAUGUUGAUGCAGUGAAGGAAAAUGUUACGUACCAUAUGAAGGCUGUAAAAGAAAGGAUCGCUCAACUAGAAUUUGAAAAGAAAUUGCAAGGUAAAUAGUUAUUUUAGUAGUUUUAUUUCUAAAACUUUAUUUCCCAAGCAUC
Molecule: messenger RNA, 1088 nt
Organism: Mercenaria mercenaria
Lineage: Eukaryota; Metazoa; Mollusca; Bivalvia; Venerida; Veneridae
Exons: 4
Coding region: 52-1044 (330 amino acids)
Source: RefSeq, a predicted model, not a curated record